AUGGCCAAGGAUUGUCAACAAGACAGAGACGACGUAGUCGAGAAGACCAAGUCUCUAUUGGAGGUGAUGAUGACGCUGCUAGUGUGGAGGUGGCAGCAGCAGUCUGACCGAGCUCGCUCGCUCUGUGCUCAGUUUUACUUCGGGGACAGCAACCUGCUGAAAGAUCGUUUCCUGAAGGAGGCUAUCGAGAAAGACGACCUGGGGCUCGUUCCCAUUGAGGUGCUGAAAACCUUCAACAAGCUCAAGGUGCUCACCGAUGGCAACGAGGAGACGAUUCGAGAUGCAGCAAAGACAAGCAAGGAGCUGCGGGUGAGCGAAGACGGGAAGAGAAUAGGACGGUUGAAGCCUCUCCCUCGGCUCGAUGACACCAGGCCGAGGACGAUCUAUGUUGAGGGGAUUGCUCCAUCUUCUACACACGAGGAGAUCAGCAGCUUCAUGUCAAAGUGGGGAAAAGUUUGCUACGUCAGUCUCCCAAGGUUCAAAGACCAGGACGGAAAUCCUGGCAAGACGAAAGGGUUCUGUUUUGUGGAGUUUGAGCAUGUGGAGGAGGCAAAGAAAGCUGUUGGAAGCAUAAAGGAGGAGCAGCAGAAGCUGUCCAAGGACUGCGAGAGUUUCUUGAAGGCCUUGGAGAAGGAGGAGUGGGAGAGAAGCAAGCUGGAGUAUCGCAAGCAGCAGCAGCAGCAGCACUUGGAGGAGACUCGCCCUCACCGUCUCUUCGACCCUGGCCUCGUUCUCCGUUUCUCGGGUAUUGGAGUCACGCCAACGUCAUCCAAAGUUAAGGAAACUUUCGAGGCCUUUGCUCCCAUAAAAGCAUGGGACGUCACUACCAUCAGUGAGAAGGGAGCUGGAGAGCAGAAAUUCUUUGGGAAUGUUCGUUUUGACGACGCGAAGGGGGCGCGGAUAGGAAACAACGCCUGGGAUCUUGUCAGAUUGAAGUUGUCGGUUCGCGUCACUAUGAUGUUGUGA
This is a messenger RNA of Guillardia theta CCMP2712, 966 nucleotides long. RefSeq lists its product as hypothetical. Gene Ontology annotation, molecular function: mRNA binding. The coding region runs from base 1 to 966 and encodes 321 amino acids. Gene Ontology annotation, biological process: RNA processing. The record is from RefSeq and is a predicted model, not a curated record. The transcript has 10 exons. Lineage: Eukaryota; Cryptophyceae; Pyrenomonadales; Geminigeraceae. Gene Ontology annotation, cellular component: nucleus.